Molecule: messenger RNA, 1086 nt
Organism: Parnassius mnemosyne (clouded apollo)
Lineage: Eukaryota; Metazoa; Arthropoda; Insecta; Lepidoptera; Papilionidae
Source: the annotation of a GenBank genome assembly
AUGGAGAGGUUUUUGAAAGACCAACGCGUUAUAAUUGUGAAAACUCAUUACAAAAAUGGGGAAAGUUACGCUGAAACCGCUCGCAAACUUCGCCAAAUUUUCAGCCGAGAAAGUGCACCCAAUGUGUCAACCAUUCAAAGAGUGGUUAAAAAAUUUGAAGAAACUGGUUCAAUUAUGGAUAAUAAGAAUCCUUUGCGUCAACGUACCGGUCGGUCUCUUGAAAACAUUGCUGCUGUAAACGAGAGUGUUGCCGAAAACCCGAAAACAUCAAUUCGACAUCGUUCUCAACAACUUCAAAUUUCACGAAGCACUACGCAGCGAAUUUUGACUAAAGACCUCCACCUUCAUGCGUACAAGAUUCAGUUAACUCAGGAGCUCAAACCAGCAGACCACGGAAAGCGCUGGCAAUUCGUUCAAUGGGUAAUGGAGCAAAGUGAAGUCGAUACCAAUUUUUCGGAAACAGUUAUUUUCUUCGAUGAAGCGCAUUUUCAUUUGGAUGGCUUCGUGAAUACACAAAAUUGUCGAAUUUGGGACUCAGAAAAUCCUCAUGCAAUCCAUGAGAAACAAAUGCACCCACAACGAGUAACUGUCUGGCGCGGAUUUUGGUCAGGCGGUGUGAUUGGACCUUACUUUUUUGAAAAUGAGGCUGAAAUUGCAGUGACUGUGAACGGCAUUCGUUACAGGAAUAUGAUAACGGACUUCUUGUGGCCUCAACUAGACGGCAUGGAUCUGGACAACAUGUGGUUUCAGCAGGACGGCGCAACCUGCCACACCGCGCAUGAAACAAUCGACUUAUUACAGCAACGAUUUCCAGAACACAUUAUCUCACGAAACUCUGAUGUCAACUGGCCACCAAGAUCGUGUGAUUUAACGCCGUGCGAUUUUUUUCUUUGGGGUUUUGUGAAAUCUCGGGUUUAUGCGAAUAAACCCGAAACAAUUCCUGAGCUCAAAUCGGAAAUCCAACGCGUCAUCGGUGAGAUACAGCCACAUAUCUGUGCAAAAGUCAUGGAAAAUUUCAUGAAAAGAGUAAUGGCCUGUCAUCGGAGCCGUGGGGGUCAUUUGCUGGAUAUUUUAUUCCAUACUUAA